UUCUGGGAGCUGCUAGGCAUCAAACUUUGACUGUUGGACAUCAAAAUUCAAUAACUUUAUAACCAAAUAUCCAAAAACUAAUCCAACAAUUCUGAAACUCCUGAAAAACAUUAAAAAAUGAUCGAAUGCAUUUUAUGUUUAAAUAAAAUUUUGAAGAAAAAUUCAAUCAAGCUCAGUUCGACUGAGGAUUGUGACCUGUCAGUUGAGGAUCUCAUCAAACUUCACUUUUGGUUCUCGGACAAAGUUCUCAGCCAUCAACCAUCCAAAUCCCUUCCAAUAAUCUGCAAGACAUGCUACAGCAAGCUCGAGUCAUUCCAUGAAUUCUUUUGUGCUGUCAAAUUCAACCACCAAGUUGAUGAUGCCAACAUUUCAACCGCUUUCAUUGACACAUCCGCGAUAUUUAUUAAAAAUGAGAAAAUUGAGGAACCGGAAAUAGUUAAGCAAGAUAUCGACGAUAUAGCAUCCAACUUUGCACCGAGUCCAUACAAAGAUGAUUCUUCAGACUCGGAUGAACCACUAGCCAAAGUCGCAAAAAAGAGAAAAUUGACUGGCACUAAAGAAGAGUCAGUAAAUAAGAAUCAAAAGUUCGAUGUUUCACCAGAAGAACUGGAUGUCUUGAGAGUUCAUGCAGAAUUUAAAUGUGAAUUGUGUUCAGAGCCGUUGGAAGCUUGGAAGGAUUUCAAAACACACUAUAGAGUAAAGCAUAAAAUUCGUGGAUUUUUGAGAUGUUGUGGGAGAAAAAUCGACAGAGCUAAUCACAUAAGGGAUCAUGCUAGUUGGCACUUGAACCCUCACAUAUUCCAAUGUCAUGUAUGCGGCAAAUCAGCAAUAUCUCGUGAAAAUCUCAAGCUACACGAAGAAACUCAUAUCCCAGAUGAAGAUCGCAACUUUGCAUGUCAAAAAUGUGAUAAGAAAUUUGUCAACAAAUACAAUCUCAACAUGCAUGAAAAAGUCCACGAAAAAGAUGAAAAGAUUGCAUCAAUUCCUUGUAAAUUUUGUGACAAACUGUUCAAAACUGAUCGACAAUUAAACGACCAUUUCAAUUAUUCUCAUAAAGCAUCAUCAGGUUCACUCAUUUGUCAUGUCUGUAGUAAGAUCCUCAAGAGCAAAUACACACUAGAUAUCCAUGUUAAGGCACACACAAAUCCAGAUGACCCAAUUGAAUGUGAUCAAUGCGGUCACAUCCUUAAAAAUAAACGAAGAUUUGCAGUUCACAUGGCAAAGCAUAAAUCAGCUGAAGCUGGUCCAUAUGAAUGCGAAAAAGGUUGUGGAAAGAUUUUCAAGCACCGACCAGCAAUGCUUGAUCACAUCGCAUUUGUUCAUACAACAAAAAGAUUCAAUUGUUCACAUUGUAGGAAGGAAUUUAAGCACAAAAAGACACUUGAUGAACAUGAAAUUACACAACAUGGUGGACUUGACCCAUAUUCGUGUCCAUUUUGUGAUCGAACUUUUAAAAAUAGUGGAAAUAUGCAUGCACACAAGAAGAGAACUCAUCCAGAAGAGUACAAGACUCUCCCGGCACCAAAUUAUUUGAGAGGAUCAAUUGGAGAUUAUAAUGAAUAAAAAUGUCUGUUUUGG
This is a messenger RNA of Chironomus riparius, 1578 nucleotides long. NCBI's taxonomy places the organism in Eukaryota, Metazoa, Arthropoda, Insecta, Diptera, Chironomidae. The record is from the annotation of a GenBank genome assembly.